UCUCUCUGUCUCUCUCUGUGUCUCUCUGUGUCUCUCUGUCUCUCUGUGUCCUUGAUCAGUUGUUCAGUUGUUUAAUCUGCAUUUAGACUGAAACCGGAGGAGCUCGAGCGCAGGAGUGAUGAUGAAGUCUCAGGAGGGGGAGUUAAUGCGGGAGAUCUCAAAGCUGCAGAUGAUGGUUUUGGAGCUCAGGUCCGGUUUCUCUCGCGCUUUACUGGAGUUAAAUCAGAUUCAGCUUGGAGACACGGAGCUUCAGAACCAGCUAGAGGAGACGAGACAUGGCUGUAACAAACGCACCCUCCACCUGGAAACACUCGUUCUCACGCUUAAGGAGGAACUAGAAGAGAUUCGUUGUCAGAUUCGUCAGCUGUGUGAUGAGCAGGUGAAGUCAGAACAGACGAGCAGUAACACGGGAGUGCUGAGUGACAGUGUUCCAGGCUGUAGUGGGGUUAAGGAUCCUAGCAGCAGCACUAAUGGGACUAAAAAUGAUAAUGAGGUGACAGUAGCCCCACCCCUUUGCACAGUAGGUGGAGCUCUUCUGCUGCAUUGCUACCUGCAGGGCCUGUGGGCGGGGCAUAACUCAGGUGAAGUUUUCUUGCAUGUGAGACACGGAGGUGAUGGCGCUCCAAGCUGCACGCAGACAGGAAAACUUCAGCGUGUCCGUGUCUCACUGUUGAAGUCUGAGUGGGAUUAUAUCUCCAAACUCAACCUGCUUCAUGAGAAAUACAGAACCCCGUCCUCCAGUCACACGGAGACACAUAAGGUGUUCGUCAGACAUGCGAAUGAGAUGCUGCAGCGCCACCUGCUGUUCAAAAACAGUCUGCAGGAGAAGCUGAGCAAUGAUGAACAGAAUCGUGCGCUGGGAGAUGCUUUCCUGAAACUUACCACACACAACAAUUCAGCAUUUUGUGAUGCGUAUCUCGGAUACACCGGCGCAUUGGCAGCGAUCCUGACCACAGAGUUCAGCAGGGAUCCAACCGACAAGGCACAUAUCACACAGGAUGAAGGAGAAAAGUUCAGACUGCUCUCACUGCUCUUAGCACCUGUGACACGUCUACACACCUACCUGAACACUCUACAGGUGCUGCUGAGCUGCUCGAGUGGUGAACACUCAGACUGGCGCUCGCUACACAGCAGCAAUCAGGUGCUGCACAACCUUUACACACGAUGUCACAUGACCCUGGAGAGGACGGGGAGAUGGACAGAUGGGACAGGACAUUCAAAUGAGUGGGCGGAUCCAGCGAAUGGCCUCAGUAGCAGGUGUUGUGAGAGCCCCGAGUGCGCGCGCUCCGCCUUCACCAAAUACCGCGCCAACGGACAUCAAAGAGAACUGCAUUACCUCACAGUGCCACGUCCCCUAGUGACCCCUGCUGGAAUACUGCGGAACUCCCGUGAGCGUUUGUGCGAGCCUCAACCCCCUGCGGGCUGGACGGAGAGCUGCAAGUGGGAUUCCAGCGCUGUGGAGUGCUGUCCGAUUCCAGCGCGUCAUCCUCAGAACCUGUUUCUGAAUCCUGGAGCUCCAGGAGAACUUUCAGCUUCCAUCCCGACCCUGAAGUCGCCGUCAGGACUGGCCGAGCGUCUGUGCGGAUCCCCCGGUCCAGACGGUCGAGUGUGUCGCUCGGACAAUUACGCAUUGCCUCAGCGCAUCGACGACGCAGACACAGACGCAGACGUCGGAGACACUUCGGUGUUCGAUUACUCGUCUGUGACGACAUGCAGCCCAGACGACACGCUGGAACUUCGGGGACGAGACGAGGAUGAAGAGGAGGACGAAGAGGAGGACAGCGAGAUUCCCGUCUUGUUAAAGCCAUCCUACGCACACACUCACACACACCCCGGUGGGGCUUUGCAAAGGGAGGGGAGUGUGUGUACACGCUGGCAGAUUCCCCGCGCCGCACCUCUGCCUCCUGAAGUGUGUGUGUCGGGACUGUGGACGGCACGACGUACGGCUAAACACCGCCGCAAAAUCCCCAGUGGAGGCUUUCGGCCGAUUUGGGACGCGCCCUUUAAACAGGGGGACGGACCACCUGCAAAAGAGAACACCGUGUCCUUCAGCUCCACCAAUCAGAUCAUAAAUCCACAGAGGACCACAGACUCAUCAUCACGCUCUGCGUACAGAAGUGCGCGCGGUGGUGAAGAGGUCAGCCUUUGGAACGACAGUGAUGACAGCGAGGGUCCCUGCAGCAACGUCUAACACACACACACACACACACACACACACCAUGUGUACACAAACUCUCAUCUGAAACUAACCAAUGAUAAACCUCAAAAAUAAAUUGAUGAAUUUUCAUCGUCAGGACAUUUAUUGUCUCCGCCCCCUGAACCCAAUCACAUGGACUGCAAGAGCACUGUACCCAAAAUGCAUUGCUGCAAGCUCACGCUCUGCUUCAGGUGACUCAGUGGUGGAGUCCUCUUGGCUCUUGGUCCAGAGGCGGAAGUGUGUCUGUGGUUUUUGGAUAUAACCUGCAUGCCGUGUGUGUGUGUGUGUGAUAUUCACUUUAAUCCUUUGUUCUGUAGUUAAUAUCACUCCUGUACAUUCCUCCUCCUUUAUUCCGUUGAGUCGUCUUCUCCCCUUCCACACUUCCCCUGGGUCCUGACAUGUGGAUUCUCUCCUUUCUUUUCUUUAUUAUAUUCUGCCAUACUUUCUUUCUUUCCUGGCAGCGCUUCCUACCCCCUUUGCCCCCGGG
Messenger RNA from Clarias gariepinus (North African catfish), 2684 nucleotides. RefSeq lists its product as uncharacterized. Gene Ontology annotation, molecular function: guanyl-nucleotide exchange factor activity. The coding region runs from base 119 to 2191 and encodes 690 amino acids. NCBI's taxonomy places the organism in Eukaryota, Metazoa, Chordata, Actinopteri, Siluriformes, Clariidae. The transcript has 15 exons. The record is from RefSeq and is a predicted model, not a curated record.